Triticum aestivum (bread wheat) is the source of this 878-nucleotide messenger RNA. Its product is annotated as protein SMAX1-LIKE 3-like. Lineage: Eukaryota; Viridiplantae; Streptophyta; Magnoliopsida; Poales; Poaceae. The coding region runs from base 88 to 870 and encodes 260 amino acids. The transcript is spliced from 2 exons. The record is from RefSeq and is a predicted model, not a curated record.
GUCUACUACACUCGAAUACUAUAGUGCCUGUACCUGUACUGCGGUUUCAAGAGGAGUAGCUAGCUCGCUAGGGUGGCACAGCCAAGUAUGCGGAUAUCCGGCGGGCAGGCGCUGGGGGAGGAAGCGGUCAGCGUGGUGCGGCAGGCGGUGAGCCUGGCGGAGCAGCGGGGGCACAGGCAGGUAACCCCGCUCCACAUGGUGAGCGCCAUGCUCUCGGCGUCCCCGGCACCGGCAUGCAUCCUACGCGCCGCCUGCCUCAGCUCCCAGUCCCACCCGCUGCAGCACAAGACGCUCGACCUCUGCCUAGACCUCGCGCUCAACCAGCUCGCCGUGGCCGUGAGCCGCCGCGGUGGCGACCACGUCGAACCUGCGCGGUCGAACGCGUUCACGGCCGGGCUGAAGCGGGCCCAGGCGCACGGUCGCCGGGGCCCCGUGGGCGGCGACAAGGUCGAGCUCGAGCAGCUCGUCCUCUCCAUCCUCGACGACCCUAGCGUCGACCGCGUCAUGCGCGCGGCCGGCUUCUCGAGCUCUCAGGUCAGGGCCAGCGUCGUUUCAUUGGAGCAAUCAGCGAGCUUUCCUGAUCCGUUUCCCGAGAAGAUCGGGGCUGGAGGACAACCAUCCCUCCAAACCGCCCCGGAGCUUCACCUGCCAGUCGUGGCCGACGACGUCCCACACGGAAGUGAGUGUCAAGCUAGCAAUGUAAAAUCAGGAGCAAGGUGGCCGGCCUUCUUUGGCUGCACCGAGGUAAUCCCCACGACGGUGAGCCUUCCUCCGUGGCUCCGCUACUACAAGGAUACAACUUGCAUCAGAUCAACAUACUGCAACACCAAUCUUCAAGCAAACGUACGUAUAACAUAUCCAGAUAGUUAGUCCCAUAC